Callithrix jacchus (white-tufted-ear marmoset) is the source of this 1541-nucleotide messenger RNA. Its product is annotated as DNA dC->dU-editing enzyme APOBEC-3G. Gene Ontology annotation, molecular function: zinc ion binding; RNA binding; cytidine deaminase activity. The record is from RefSeq and is a predicted model, not a curated record. Gene Ontology annotation, biological process: DNA cytosine deamination; negative regulation of single stranded viral RNA replication via double stranded DNA intermediate; defense response to virus. Lineage: Eukaryota; Metazoa; Chordata; Mammalia; Primates; Cebidae. Gene Ontology annotation, cellular component: nucleus; cytoplasm; P-body.
ACGCACCACCACACCCGGCUGAUUUUGUAUUUUUAGUAGAGAUGGGGUUUCUCCAUGUUGGUAAGGCUGGUCUUAAACUCCCGACCUCAGGUGAUCUGCCCACCUCACCCUCCUGAAGUGCUGGGAUUACAGGUGUGAGCCACUGCGCCCGGCAAUUCCUUGGUUUUAAUAAUGCUGUGUUUAUGUAAGAGAAUGCCCUUGAUUUUAGGAAAUACACAUUGAAGGCUUGGGGCUAUGUUAUCUGCAAUUUAUUUUUCAAAUGGUUAAAAAGCAAUGAUAGACGGGAAGGUCACCCUGACCAUCUUCGUGGCCCGCCUCUACUACUUCUGGGACCCACAUUACCGGAAGGAGCUUCGCAGACUGUGUCAGAGAAGAGACAGUUCACAUGCCACCAUGAAGAUCAUAAGUUAUGGCGAAUUUCAACACUGUUGGGACAAGUUCAUGGACAACCAAAGAUUGUACAAGCCUUGGAAUAAGCUGCCUAAACAUUAUACAUUACUGCACAUCACGCUGGGGGAGGUUCUCGGACACCUGAUGGAUCCAGGCACAUUCACUUACAACUUUACCAAUGACCCUUCGGUCCUUGGACAGCACCAGACCUACCUGUGUUACGAGGUGGAGCACCUGCACAAUGGCACCUGGGUCCCGCUGCACCAGCACAGGGCCUUCAUAUUCAACGAGGCUUCAAAUAAUCCGGCUUUCCCUGAAGGCCGCCAUGCAGAGCUGUGCCUCCUGGACCUGAUUUCCUUUUGGAAGCUGGACCUGGCCCAGCGCUACAGGGUCACCUGCUUCAUCUCCUGGAGCCCCUGCUUCAGCUGUGCUGAGAAGGUGGCUGAAUUCCUUCAAGAGAACCCACACGUGAACCUGCACAUCUUCGCUGCCCGCAUCUAUGGUUAUCAACGAGGAUAUAAAAAGGGCCUGCGCAGGCUGAACAGAGCUGGGGCCCUAAUUUCCAUGAUGAAAUACAGUGAGUUUAAGCACUGUUGGGACAUCUUUGUGGAUCACCAGGGACACCCCUUCCAGCCCUGGGAGGGCCUAGAUGAGCACAGCCAAGCCCUGAGUGGGAGGCUGCAGGCCAUUCUCCAGGGAAACUGAUGGAUGAUCCUCAGUCUCUAAGGAAGGCUCAACCUGGGCUAAGCAGCGGAAUAAAAGAUCUUCCAAGAAAUGCAACUGGACUGUUCACCACCAUCUCCAGCUGAUCACAGACGCCAGCAAAGCAAUGCACUCCUGACCAAGUAGAUUAUUUUAAAAAUUAGAGUGAAUUACCUUUAAUGGAAAAUUUAUGUGCUAUAGUAGUAAGAUUGUGCUCAAUACAUUCAGAAAAGUUUCAAACCUACUAAUCCAGUGACAAUUUGAACCGAUUUUAUAUGUAGAGGAAUACAAUGAAAUACUAAAUAUUUUCAUAUGUUUCCUCUGUGAUUGUAUCAUGACUUGCAAGUGUUUACAUAAAUAUUAGCAAAUGUGAAAAAAAAAAAGCAAUGAUAAGGUAAAUAUGGCAACAUAUGAGCAGCUGGUGAAUCUAAGUAAAGGGUAUAUAUCCA